Molecule: messenger RNA, 1488 nt
Organism: Meira miltonrushii
Lineage: Eukaryota; Fungi; Basidiomycota; Exobasidiomycetes; Exobasidiales; Brachybasidiaceae
Exons: 1
Coding region: 1-1488 (495 amino acids)
Source: RefSeq, a predicted model, not a curated record
AUGCCUUUCCAGAAACGUGUACCACCAACCCCUGACUACCAACAAUCAAUCGUAGAACUAGGGCCCAGCAAUCCUGUCGAAGCGGCCAAAAUGGCACAAGAAAUCGAUGGGGUAAAGAAUAAUCCAAACGGUGGUGAUCUUGCAUGGGGAAAUACGUUGAUUCCUGGUGAUUCUUGGUCAGCACAAAAUCCACAAGAUAACCAGUACAACGAAAACAAAAAUGUCUUUUACUAUCCUAAUGCAGCUGCUACGCCUGGAAAUGCAGAAGCUGAUGGUUGGGUUGCAUUGCCGCAAUUGGGAGGAUUUGAUUUGAAGAGGGAUGUGAUUCGUGAUAAUGCAAGUAUGCCAUUUUACAUUACAUCAGAUUACGAUCCAAAAGCGAUCAAAAAAGCAGUUAUAAUCUUUCCGGGUAAAAAUCGUGAUUCAUGGAAAUAUACCAAUUUGAUCAGAAAUGCAUUUGAAGUUGCAUUGAUCAAUCAUCCUGAACUUGGUUUAACAAACGGAACCGUUUUGACAAUUGGACCGGCUGUUUUGAAUCAUUAUGAUACCCAAUUUGGCGCAGCCACACCAGGCGAUAUCACAUGGCACGGAACACAAUGGCAAGGUGGUGAAGGAAGUAAGACGCCCGAAUUAGAUCACAGGAUUUCGUUGUACGAAGUUUUGGAUUACUUCAACGACUGGUUAUUCAACACCACCAACUUUCCCAACUUGAACGCUGUCACGAUUGCUGGACAUUCUAUGGGAGGACAAGCAGUUCAGCGUUAUGCAAUGCUCAAGAAGCAAAAAGUAUACGAUAACAACGUUCAUUAUUGGGUGGGAAAUCCAGGUUCGUACGCUUGGCUUGAGUAUAAUAGACCCGUUGUUAAUGCAACAUGUACACAACACGAUGAUUGGAAAUACGGUAUCGGUGGUAAUACGACAAAGGUGCCAAGAUAUGCACGUAAAGAUGUUGAGACAAAUAAAGCUGCAAUCGUUUCGCGUUACCUUGAACGAAAGGUUCAUUACGGUCUAGCCUUGCUCGAUAAUGGUCCUGGUGACACCCAUUGUGAAGCAGUUAUGCAAGGAGGAAACCAUUUGGACCGUGGAAGUAACUUUGUGCAAUUGUUAGGCAGUAUGCCAGGCGGUUUUCCAGUAAUUUCACAAACGGUUGACUUUAUUGCAAACGUUUCCCAUCAAGAUUAUGCAAUGAUUUCAAACAAUCAAAGCUUAAUUCGUCUUUUCAAAGAAGGUUACGAUCAACGAUUACCGGAUAUCGUUGCUACCAAUCCAGGUGAUAAGCCAAAGAAUACACCAGUUACGCCAGUUGCAACACCACCUCCACGCAAAUUCGCAACACAUUCCAACAAAUUGUUGAGUUAUGUAAUGUUGGGUGGAAGUGUUGGCUUGAUCAUCGUCAUCUUCACCUUGUUGCCGUUCAUAUUCCCGGCCAACAGCGAUCCAUGGGAACAAGAACGAUGGGAGCAAGAUGCCAAACGGCAAUUGUUGUGA